AUGGACAAAUUAUCUGAUGAGCACCUAGAAGUCUUGACAGCCAAUGCUGUUGAACUUGUGAAAAAGCUGACAAAGGCGAAAUUGGUAUUACCCCAUGGUGCUACUUUUAGAGAUCACACUUCAAGAUAUACGAGAAAACCAAUUCCAGUGAUUCACUCUGACCUGUCACCAUCAGGGGCUAAAUACAUGAAAAACAAUAUAAAACAACGUUUCUUGCAGUCGACGGAUCCAAAGGAGGUUCAAUUUGGACAGUACUUGCAGGAAGUCGAAGACAAUCACCUUGGUUUUUGUGCGUGGAAUUCACUCGUGGAAGAAGAUGCCAUAAAAUCAAACAUCAUACCAACAAGUGCUGGAAAUGCACUUCAGCCAUGGAAGUACAGAAAGGGUCAGAAAUGGUAUUACUUGAAAAACCAGCAGCCUAACGAAGUAUAUGUAUUCUUGCAACACGAUGACCGCGCAGCCGACGGACACGGGAUCAAUACUCCACAUGCAGCCUUUAGACUCGAAGAUCAAGCGGGAGAAUCUAUAAGAAUGAGUUUUGACGCUAAACUCAUUGCAAUUAUUGAUCCACCUGAACGACCACUUUCAAAAGGAAGUAAGCACACCAAAUCAGUCGUUGAGAAUUUCAAAUGGAAUGCAUGGAGAACGCCCAAAAAAUGGAAUUCUGAAUAA
Molecule: messenger RNA, 672 nt
Organism: Melampsora larici-populina 98AG31
Lineage: Eukaryota; Fungi; Basidiomycota; Pucciniomycetes; Pucciniales; Melampsoraceae
Exons: 3
Coding region: 1-672 (223 amino acids)
Molecular function (GO): oxidoreductase activity
Source: RefSeq, a predicted model, not a curated record